UGCAGCCAGUGCAGCCGCCGAUGGAUGCUGCGGGAAGGUGCUGCCAUUUGCAGCCGCUUGGACCAGCGGCUCGACGAAGGGGCUCCAUUCUGGCUGCGACGGAAGCAGCUUGCCCGCCGCCCUGCCUCUGUCCCCGGCUCAAGCCGAUCUCCUGAGCUGGUAGUUCCCGUCGCUUUUUCCUCUCCGCCGGCUGCUGCUGCUGUCCUUUCAGCACCGCGAUGAACCCAGCUUCAGCAGCCGGGGAGGAGAAAGGGGCUGCAGGAGGCAGCGGUCCCGGCGGCAGCACGUGCCGUGGGGCCGAAGGCGGAGGGGACCCUCGCAGUGCUACCUCCCCGGCGGCCGACCCAGAGGAGCCUGGACUAACCGGUCAGAAGGAGGACUCUCUGGAAGAGAAGCUGAAGAGUUUAACCUUCAGGAAACAGGUGUCUUACAGGAAAGCAAUCUCCAGGUCUGGCCUUCAACAUCUGACUCCUGUUCAAAACCUCAACCUGGGCAUCAGUAAUGGACCUGUGAAGGAGCCGAGAAUGGCACUAGAAUGGAGUGAAAAUGCAAUAAAUGGCGAACAUCUCUGGCUGGAGACCAAUGUAUCUGGGGAUCUGUGUUACCUGGGAGAGGAAGGCUGCCAAGUUAAAUUCUCAAAGUCCGCUGUUCGAAGAAAAUGUGCUGCCUGCAAGAUUGUGGUCCACAACGCCUGCAUGGAGCAACUGGAAAAGAUUAACUUCCGGUGCAAGCCAACUUUUCGAGAAGGCAGUUCUAGAUCUCCAAGAGAGAAUUUUGUUCGACAUCACUGGGUUCACAGAAGGCGACAGGAAGGGAAAUGUAAACAAUGUGGAAAGGGAUUUCAACAAAAAUUCUCCUUUCAUAGUAAAGAGAUUGUGGCUAUCAGCUGUUCAUGGUGCAAGCAAGCGUUUCACAAUAAAGUCACCUGCUUCCUGUUGCAGCACAUUGAGGAGCCUUGUUCCCUAGGAGCUCACGCUGCUGUUAUUGUUCCCCCCACCUGGAUCAUUAAGGUGAAGAAGCCUCAGGUGGUCUCCACACCAGGAGACGAACCUGAUUGGGCGGGAGACUGGAGCCCCGGAAGGAAAACGGGCGUCUCCUACCUGAAAUGGGAGGGUUGGCAGAAUUCACUGAAAAAUUCGACCAGGCGGAAGAAAAGAACUUCUUUUAAAAGGAAAGUCAGUAAAAGAGGAAAUGAGGAGAACAAAGGGCGACCUUUUGUGAUUAAGCCUAUCUCUUCCCCUCUCAUGAAACCCUUGCUUGUAUUUGUGAAUCCAAAAAGUGGAGGGAAUCAGGGUACUAAAGUGCUCCAGAUGUUUAUGUGGUACUUGAAUCCUCGUCAGGUUUUUGACUUAUCUCAGGAAGGACCAAGAGAUGCGCUUGAGUUGUACAGAAAAAUGCCAAAUCUGCGAAUCCUGGCUUGUGGUGGCGAUGGAACAGUUGGCUGGAUCCUCUCCAUUCUGGAUGAGUUACAGUUGAAUCCCCAACCUCCUGUGGCUGUACUUCCACUCGGCACUGGGAAUGAUCUUGCUCGCACUCUCAACUGGGGAGGGGGAUAUACUGAUGAACCUGUUGCGAAAAUUCUCUGUCAUGUAGAAGAUGGAGCCAUUGUUCAAUUAGAUCGUUGGAAUCUUCAAGUGGAGAGAAACCCUGAUUUGCCCCCAAAUGAACUUGAAGAUGGAACACAUAAGCUCCCCCUCAAUGUUUUCAAUAAUUACUUCAGCCUCGGAUUUGAUGCCCAUGUCACGCUGGAAUUCCAUGAAUCUCGAGAGGCAAAUCCUGAAAAAUUCAACAGCCGGUUUCGAAAUAAAAUGUUUUAUGCCGGGGCAGCUUUUUCAGAUUUCCUUCAGAGAAGCUCUAGAGAUUUAUCCAAACACGUGAAAGUUGUGUGUGAUGGGACUGACUUGACUUCCAAGAUUCAAGAGCUGAAAUUUCAAUGUAUAGUAUUUUUAAACAUACCCAGGUAUUGUGCUGGCACAAUGCCCUGGGGUAAUCCAGGAGACCAUAGAGAAUUCGAACCUCAGAGACAUGAUGAUGGUUACAUUGAGGUCAUUGGAUUCACCAUGGCAUCCUUGGCUGCUCUUCAAGUAGGAGGUCAUGGAGAGAGGUUACAUCAGUGUCGGGAAGUGACUCUACUAACAUAUAAGUCCAUCCCCAUGCAAGUGGAUGGUGAACCAUGUCGGCUGGCUCCAUCGCUUAUCCGAAUCUCCCUUAGGAACCAGGCCAAUAUGGUGCAGAAAAGCAAGAGAAGGACAUCCAUGCCUAUGCUCAAUGACAUCCAAAAAGUGUCGCCCGUUGACCUGAGGAGAGUUUCGGCUCCCCCUGAUUCUUUUACCAUCCCCCACGCCAUCCCGGAUCGCCUGCGAAUCAGAGUGAAUAGGAUUAGCUUGCAAGAUUACGAGGGACUGCAUUAUGACAAGGAAAAACUCCGAGAAGUUUCUAUUCCACUGGGAAUUAUAGUUGUCCGAGGAGAUUGUGACUUGGAGACUUGUCGCAUCUAUGUGGAUCGCUUGGAGGAGGAUUUGCAGUCUGUAUCUUCAACAACACAGAGAGUCCACUACCAGGACCAGGAAAGCUCAUUCCCAAGAGUAUUGUCUGUUCAGAGACUAUCCCCUAGAUGGUGCUUCCUAGAUGCAACUUCUGCUGACCGCUUUUACCGCAUCGACAGAUCUCAGGAACAUUUGCACUUUGUGACAGAAAUAUCACAGGAUGAGAUUUUUAUCUUGGAUCCAGAAUUGGGGACAGCUCAACCAGCAGGGACACCUCCAGGAAUGCCUGACCUGGUGGUAGAGCAGGCUUCUGGAAUGUCCGAUCGGUGGAAUCCUGCUAUUCGAAAGCGCAUGUUGAGUGACAGCGGUUUGGGCAAGAUGUCCCCUCAUUAUGAAGUACCUGAGAAACAAAAGGAGGCCAGCCAGGCUCACCUGCUACAGUCUCCUGUUUCUUCAGAAGAUCAAGCACUUUUACAGUCAGUAAUAGCUGGCGAUUUUCUAAGAUUUGUAGAAUGCUGUAAAAAAGGAACUAGUUUAUUAAUCCGGGGACCUGACCACUGUUCCUUGCUUCAUCAUGCAGCAAAGACUGGGCAUGGUGAGAUUGUAAAAUACAUUCUAGAACACGGUCCUUCUGAGUUACUGGAUAUGACAGAUAGCGAAACGGGUGAGACAGCGUUGCACAAGGCAGCUUGCCAACGCCACCGUGGCAUCUGCCAGCUGCUGGUAGAGGCAGGGGCAUCGUUGAGGAAAAUGGACUCCAAGGGUAAGACACCUCGAGACAGGGCCCAGCAGGCUGGGGAUCCAGAUUUAGCCUCCUACUUGGAGAGUCAUCAGAAUCAUCCAGUAGUGCCCCACGAGGAUCUAGAGACUGCCGUGUGAUCUCUGUGGUGUGCAAGAGAAAACUCUAGGAAAUGACAAAGCUGCACCUGAGGUACUCUUGAGGUGUCAUGUGAGGAAGAAGCAAAUGGAACCACCAGUCUCGCUCUCCUGCAAACUCUGAGAAGAAGCCACAUGUUUCUAAGGGCUAUGGAGACUUGCCACGGAACUGUUCCCACAUGUCAGCUUGUAGGGAUAAAGAAGGAGACUCAAAGGCCUGGAGAAUCCAUAGGCCAAGGAAAUGUAUUCUCACUGCUCUCCCUCAGUAGCAUGAAUGUCUCCCAUGUUCCUCUUGUAGAAUCUAUUUGAAUAAGCAACAGCAACUCAAAAUGUGGGGGGAAGAAACAGAAACAACACAAACAUUCAUAAUCCAGGCAAACAUUUAUCUUCUUCUAACUCUUGCCAUGAAAAUCUUGUGUUUCCCAUCCUCCAUUUCUCUCACUUUCAUACUUUAUAUUCUUGUUUCAGAUGCUAUGUUGCACAUCAGUAAACCAGCAUCUGUGUCUUUGUGCUAAAGUUUUCACCAUUCUUGAUUA
Pantherophis guttatus is the source of this 3898-nucleotide messenger RNA. The record is from RefSeq and is a predicted model, not a curated record. Lineage: Eukaryota; Metazoa; Chordata; Lepidosauria; Squamata; Colubridae.